Molecule: messenger RNA, 1215 nt
Organism: Daphnia magna
Lineage: Eukaryota; Metazoa; Arthropoda; Branchiopoda; Diplostraca; Daphniidae
Exons: 3
Coding region: 1-1215 (404 amino acids)
Source: RefSeq, a predicted model, not a curated record
AUGACUAGCGAGUUAAAGAUGAAGCAAGCAAUAAUUGAUUCUCAGGCGUUAGAGAUGCUGAAGCUCCGUCAGGAAUUCGCGCAGAAAGCAAGUGAUGUGCAACAAAACGAUAGCACGCUUAAAGCGAUCCUUAAUGGACUUAAUUCAAAGGAACGACUUGUCGUGAGGAUGAUUAUUGAUAAGGCGAACUGCAAACACGGAAAUGGUAUGAGGUAUGACGCAGAAUGGAUCAUGGAGUGCCUCCUUCUGCGGAUCAAAAGCCCUAGAGCCUACAAACACCUCUGUUCAAACACCCUGCUUCCUUUGCCUUGCCUGGAUACUAUCCGCAGGUUGCUCAGCUCGAUGCCAGUGUCAUUCGGAUUCAAUGAAGAAGCCCUUUCAUCAAUAAAGCGGACGUUGUCAUCCCUGGAUCUUGGUUUCAGAAGAGGAUCUUUGGUAUGGGACGAGAUGUCCAUAACAAAAUCUGUCAAAUACGACCCGCAGAAGAUGGGAUUUGAAGGGUUUGUCGAUUAUGGCACUGGUGAUGUAAAUCAAGAUGUAGUGGGGAUCGAAGAGCAACUAGCAGACCAUUGCCUUUUAUUCAUUUUCCGACCAUAUCGUUCACCGUGGGUACAGCCUAUCGCUGUUUUUGCCACGAAGGGCGCAGCACCAGGACACGUGAUCUACCGUUUACUCGUAAAAGCAAUUGUUGCCUUAGAAGCGGUAGGAGCUAGAGUGAAUUCCGUCACGUGUGACGGAGCGCAGCCAAAUAAGUCAGCUUGGUCAGUAUGUGGAAUUAGUGGGUCGCCGGAUAAAGACGGAAACAUCUCGUGCUCAAUACAGCACCCUACGGCAAAGGAACCUGAAGAAAAGAUAUGGUUCCUACAAGACGUUCCGCACCUCUACAAAUGCGUGCGGAAUCACAUAUUCACCCGCCGCAAAGUUGUGAAGCCACGCCUGGAAAAAAUCAUGAAUAGUCCUACUGAGAAGGUGACCAAACGUACUAAGACUAACUCGGCCAAUAAACUUGUUCCAUGGAAAACAAGUUUUACACUCGAAAAAAUACAGUUCAAGGGUAAGCAAGUUUCGCACAAAGACUUCGUUCUCCUCUUUGAAACAGACAACGCAAAGAGAGGGGGAAUGAGUAUAGCUUACAAGCUAAGACAUGAGCAUAUUUAUCCAAAUGCUUUCCAAAAGAUGAACGUAAAGCUCAUGUCACAGGUAGCAAAGAAAUAA